Molecule: messenger RNA, 1041 nt
Organism: Triticum turgidum subsp. durum (durum wheat)
Lineage: Eukaryota; Viridiplantae; Streptophyta; Magnoliopsida; Poales; Poaceae
Source: the annotation of a GenBank genome assembly
AUGGCCGUCGAUCGCAUCAUCGUCAAGCUCGAGCUACACCUUCCCACUGCCCAACCGUCUCACUGUUGCGUCAAUUGCCAUCGCAUGGCCGGGGCAAGCGCGCAGCCCGCGUGGGCGCAGGCGCUCGCGGCGGUGGGCCUCCUCGUCGCGUCGCGCGCCGCGGUGCGUCUAGCGCUGUGGCUCUACGCGGCCUUCCUCCGCCCUGCCAAGCCGCUGCGCCGCCGCUACGGCGCCUGGGCCGUCGUCACGGGCCCCACGGACGGCAUCGGACGCGCGCUCGCCUUUGAGCUCGCGGCCGCGGGGCUCAGCCUCGUCCUCGUCGGCCGCAGCCCUGAUAAGCUCGCCGCGGUCUCCAAAGAGGUCAGGGCCAGGCACCCCGGCGCUGGGGUGCGCACCUUCGUCCUCGACUUCGCCGCAGACGGGCUCGCUGCCAACGUGGCGGCCCUCGCUGAGUCCAUCCGGGGCCUCGACGUCGGCGUGCUCGUCAAUAACGCCGGCCACUGCUACCCGUACGCGCGUUACUUCCAUGAGGUUGACGAGGCGCUCACGAGGAACCUGAUACGCCUCAACGUCGAGGCUCUCACGCGGAUGACGCACGCCGUGCUCCCUGGCAUGGUGCAGCGCAAGCGGGGCGCCGUGGUGAACAUCGGGUCCGGCGCCGCCACCAUCCUGCCGUCCGACCCGCUCUACGCCGUCUACGCUGCCACCAAGGCAUAUGUCGAUCAAUUCUCACGAAGCCUAUAUGUUGAGUACAGGAACAAAGGUAUCGACGUGCAAUGCCAGGCACCCUGGUACGUUGCGACGAAAAUGGCCUCGAUCAGGCAGGCGUCCUUGUUUGCCCCGUCACCGGAGACGUAUGCCCGUGCCGCCGUGCGCUACAUUGGGUAUGAGCCCCGGUGCACGCCUUACUGGGCGCACGCCCUCGUGUGGUUCCUCUUCACGGUCGUCCCUGAGCCCAUCGCGGACAAGUAUGUCCUUGGCGUGUCCCUCGGCAUUCGUGACAAGGGACGCGCCAAAGAGGCCAGAAAGAAAGCCAUGUGA